ACUGAUUUAUUUGAAAUGAUUGAGAGAAUGCAGAGCAACAGAAUGGAUGAGCAGCGGUGCCCUCUUCCUCCUCCUCUCAAAACUGAGGAGGACUACAUCCCGUACCCCAGUGUCCAUGAGGUUCUUGGCAGAAAAAGCCCAUUUCCCCUGAUUCUGCUACCCCAGUUUGGAGGUUACUGGAUUGAAGGGACCAAUCACGAGCUGAGCAAUGGGAAUGAUGUGGAGCAGCUCCUCUCUCCCACCGCCCGUAUCAAACUGGAAUGCAACACAACCGCAAAGAUCUAUAGGAAGCAUUUUCUGGGCAAGGAACACUUUAAUUACUACACAGUGGACAGCACCCUAGGCCACCUGGUCUUCUCAGUGAAAUAUGACGUGAUUGGGGACCAGGAGCACCUCCGUCUGCUUCUUAGGACCAAAUUGAAAACGUAUCAUGACGUGAUUCCAAUAUCCUGUCUUACUGAGUUCCCCAACGUUGUCCAAAUGGCCAAGCUCGUCUGUGAAGAGGUGAAUGUGGAUCGUUUUUACCCAGUACUUUACCCAAAGGCCUCAAGACUCAUUGUCACUUUUGAUGAACAUGUUAUCAGCAACAACUUCAAGUUUGGAGUCAUUUAUCAGAGGUUUGGACAGACUUCAGAGGAAGAACUCUUUGGAAACAAUGAAGAAAGCCCAGCUUUUGUGGAGUUCUUGGAGUUUCUUGGUCAGAAAAUUGAACUUCAUGAUUUCAAAGGUUUCCGGGGUGGGCUGGAUGUGACGCACGGACAGACCGGCACAGAGUCCGUCUAUCACAACUUCCACAAUAAGGAGAUCAUGUUCCACGUCUCCACAAAGCUGCCUUACACUGAAGGAGACACACAGCAGCUGCAGAGAAAGAGACACAUAGGAAACGACAUUGUGGCUAUCGUGUUUCAGGAUGAAAACACUCCCUUUGUGCCAGAUAUGAUUGCGUCCAACUUCCUGCAUGCCUAUGUCGUGGUGCAAGUAGAGAAUGCUUGUUCUGACAAUGUCUUGUACAAGGUGUCAGUGACAGCUCGAGAUGAUGUCCCCUUUUUUGGACCAGCCCUGCCAGACCCUGCUGUUUUUAGAAAAGGACCAGAGUUUCAUGAGUUUCUGCUCACUAAACUCAUCAAUGCAGAGUAUGCCUGCUACAAAGCUGAGAAGUUUGCUAAACUAGAGGAGCGCACACGGACCGCUCUGCUGGAGACGCUGUACGAGGAGCUGCACAUUAACAGCCAGGCUAUGAUGGGCCUCGGAGGCGAUGAAGACAAGUUGGAGAAUGGGAGUGGAGGAGGAGGGGGCUUCUUUGAGUCUUUCAAGCGGGUGAUCCGUAGCAGAAGCCAGUCUAUGGAUGCCAUGGGCCUCCUUAGCAAGAAGCCAAUCACAGUCUCCACUAGUCACAGCGGCAGCUUUACCCACAACCACAAUCCACCAGAGACCCCCAAACUCCCUGGGCUAUCAUUGCUUGUCCCAGGGAAAAGUCCCAGUAAAUACGGACGUCGCGGCAGUGCCAUAGGGAUAGGAACGAUAGAAGAGUCUUUAAUCAUCCCCGGGAAGAGCCCAACUCGGAAGAAGUCUGGUCCGUUCAGCUCCAGACGUAGCAGUGCCAUCGGCAUUGAGAAUAUCCAAGAGGUUCAGGAGAAGAGGAUUGAUGCUCUUUUGUCCGAGGACAGAACAGUACUCUGUGUGUCUCUGCCCAGCGUCAGUCUCAAGAGUGGGAGGCUCAGCGUGGACUCCUCCAACAGCAGGGAAUGUUCCCCCAGCACACAAAAGACACCAGACAGUGGGCAUGCCUCCCAGGAUCCCAAGUCUGAAAAUUCAUCCAAUCAGAGCUCACCUGAGGUUCUCAUCACAAAAAACAGUUCGGCUAUGUGUUGCAGGGCUCCUUCCAUUCCAGAAGCUCAUGACUUGUCCCGCUCCUCCUCCAACGCCAGUAGCUUUGCCAGUGUGGUGGAGGAAAAUGAGACAGAGGCUACUGAAGAUUAUGACACUGGCAUGGAGAGUCUAUCGUCUGCUGGGACGCCACACAAGCGGGACUCGUUUACCUAUAGUACGUGGCUGGAAGACAGCAUGAGCAGUGUAAGCACGGCCAGCAGGGGGAGCUCUCCAGGCAGAAACCUGCAAACUGAUGGCGGAAAAGGACACGAUCAAAGCCGCACAGAUAUACGCAUCAAACUGGAGCGGCCGCAUGAUCACAAAUCGUCAUCGCAUUCCCAUAAGAAACACCCCCUCAGAGAGAUGAGGCGAGCCCGGGUUUUUGCUGUGACCACUGACGAUGAUGAGGAUGACUCCAGUCAGACCCCAGAUUGCUCCAAUUACAGCUCCCAGUUUUCCAUGUUUAACAAGCUGAAGUAA
This is a messenger RNA of Chanos chanos (milkfish), 2349 nucleotides long. It is a transcript of the gene rap1gapa, whose product is annotated as RAP1 GTPase activating protein a. Bases 16 to 2349 code for a protein of 777 amino acids. The transcript is spliced from 24 exons. The record is from RefSeq and is a predicted model, not a curated record. Gene Ontology annotation, cellular component: cytoplasm. Gene Ontology annotation, molecular function: GTPase activator activity. Gene Ontology annotation, biological process: regulation of small GTPase mediated signal transduction. NCBI's taxonomy places the organism in Eukaryota, Metazoa, Chordata, Actinopteri, Gonorynchiformes, Chanidae.